Messenger RNA from Porites lobata, 801 nucleotides. The record is from the annotation of a GenBank genome assembly. NCBI's taxonomy places the organism in Eukaryota, Metazoa, Cnidaria, Anthozoa, Scleractinia, Poritidae.
AUGCGGCACAUUGACGGCAAUCAUAAAUUGAUUGAACCUUUGUGCAUAGUCAUUCAUGGGGGUAUAGAUGGCUAUUCACGCCUUAUUGUUUUUCUCCAUGCAUCAACCAAUAACAGAGCAACAACUGUAUCAACCUAUUUUCAAGAAACAGUUGUAAAGUACAACCUCCCUUCUCGGGUUCGCUGUGACCUAGGGAUGGAGAACUUAGAAGUUGCAAGAUACAUGCUAGAGACAAGAGGGCUUAAUUGUGGGAGCAUUAUCACUGGUACUUCAGUCCAUAACCAGAGAAUCGAACGACUAUGGAGGGAUGUCAAUCGAAUAGUAAUUUCCAGAUUUCUGAAUAUAUUCUUGUAUCUUGAAAGAAAUGGCUUCGUCUGCUCAACCAAUGAGGUACAUCUGUACUGUUUGCAACUUGUUUAUCUAGAUUUAGUUAACCAGGCCCUUGAUGAGUUUACUGCUCAGUGGAAUAGUCAUCCUGUCACAACUGAAACAAACUUUUCCCCUCGGCAGUUGUGGGUAAGCCAGAUGGUCACUUUACAGCAAUCCAACUACACUGCUGUUCAAGAUGUAUUGGGUGCUUGUACAGACUAUUCCAACUAUGGCAUAGAUGAGGAAGGCCCUGUUCCCGAGGCAGAGGAAUACCGCAUAAGUGUUCCACCCUUAGCCUUGCAAUCGAGUGCAGACCAAUUGCACCUUGUUCAAAAUGCAAUCAAUGAAUCUAGAGAUGAAUCUCAAAAUGGAAUUUUCUCUUACCUGCUGGCCUUGAAAAUCAUCCAUUCCUUUAUUGAUGCCUCUGCUUAA